ACCAGCAACUACUCUUCUUCUUCUUAUUCGUCUUCUUUCUUUUGUCAAAAACAUAGACCAAAAAUUUCAAUAUGCACUUUACACAUAAUUAGAAUUAGAAUUUCCUCAUUAUUUAAAAAAAAAAAAAAACGGAAAAUAAGAGAGAGAUGAAAUUAGGUAGGGCGCAAGAACAACAACAACAACAACGUGUGAAAACAUCGUCGUCGGCAUCAAUAAGAAGUAAAGCGGCUCAUUUUGUGUCUGAUCUUACUACUGUUAUUCUUAAUCCUAUCUCUGAUAAUAAACCCUCCUCCUCCGGAGGUGUGACUAGUGAACCAAGGAGAAAUACACAACAAUAUAGUACAGAAGACGAUGUUCCGGUGCUAGAAGAUGGUCCGGAUACAUCCUCUUUCACUGCGUUUCUUUAUUCAUUUUUGUCCCCGGGAAGAUCACAAAAAGAGUCUGAGAAUGUGGGGUGGAAUGAGAAUCAAGUAUCCCCAAAUGUCCUAUUGAAAGAAAAUAGUGGAAAGAAAGGUAUGUUCUCUAGGGGUAAACAGUCUAUCGGUAAGGCACUCAACCAGGCUGUGAGGUUUGGUGGUGGGUAUCGGUUUCAUACUUCUGGGAAGGUAAGUACCGAGUCAAAGAUUGAUGACGAGAAAGAAACAAGGUCUAGUGAGGGGGUUCAUGUGGAAAAUCUGAGGGGGCCUAACCUUCCUGGUAUGUCAGAACCUUCACAGCUGAUGACUGAAGAUACACGGUCUGCUCUUUAUGCUGCACUCCCAGUUUUGAGUCAAGGAAAGAAAUGGGUCUUAUUGUACAGUACAUGGAGGCAUGGGAUAUCUCUUUCGACUUUAUAUAGAAGAAGCAGUCUUUGCUCUGGGCUAAGUUUGCUGGUUGUUGGAGAUCGUAACGAUGCAGUAUUUGGUGGUUUAGUUGAGGCACCCUUGAGACCAUCAACGAAAAAAAGAUAUCAGGGAUCAAAUAAUACAUUUGUUUUUACAAAUACACCUGGAUGCACUGUUGUAUUCCGCCCAACAGGUGCCAAUCGUUAUUUCACUUUGUGCUCGACUGAGUAUCUAGCGCUUGGUGGGGGCAGUCAUUUUGCGUUGUAUCUUGAUAGUGACUUAUUGAACGGGUCGAGCUUGGCUUCAGAAACCUAUGAUAACUCUUGUUUGUCACACACUCAAGAAUUCGAAGUCAAGGAAGUUGAGCUAUGGGGGUUCGUCUAUGCUUCAGAGUAUGAAGCCACGAUAUCAAUGUUGCGGACAGAGGCACCUGGAAUCUGCCGUUGGUAGCAUGACUCCAGGAAUAGGAACACCCCAUUAUGUAUAUAUUUUGAUAUGCUCAACUUGGAUUGUUUGGUUUCAAACAUGAACAACUUCUGAUUUACUCAAGUUUAAAAACGCAAGAAUUUUGUUAUAUGGAAAAUAUGAGCUAACACAGCAUUUAGGUUCA
This is a messenger RNA of Erigeron canadensis, 1434 nucleotides long. RefSeq names its product oxidation resistance protein 1. NCBI's taxonomy places the organism in Eukaryota, Viridiplantae, Streptophyta, Magnoliopsida, Asterales, Asteraceae. The record is from RefSeq and is a predicted model, not a curated record. The transcript is spliced from 8 exons. The coding region runs from base 147 to 1274 and encodes 375 amino acids.